This is a messenger RNA of Perca flavescens (yellow perch), 2928 nucleotides long. It is a transcript of the gene galnt17, whose product is annotated as polypeptide N-acetylgalactosaminyltransferase 17. The coding region runs from base 29 to 1828 and encodes 599 amino acids. Gene Ontology annotation, cellular component: Golgi apparatus. Gene Ontology annotation, molecular function: polypeptide N-acetylgalactosaminyltransferase activity. The transcript is spliced from 11 exons. The record is from RefSeq and is a predicted model, not a curated record. Gene Ontology annotation, biological process: protein O-linked glycosylation. Lineage: Eukaryota; Metazoa; Chordata; Actinopteri; Perciformes; Percidae.
UCGGAGCCCGGACACCGGCGACUUUUUAAUGGCUUUUGUCUUCAGAAGAUGGAGGGUUUUACUGGUGCUGAACGUGCUUGCGGUUGCUGGGUUCAUGACUUUCUGGGCCAAGUGCAACACGCGCAGCGCCCAAGCCGCCGCUCCGGAGGCUCCGGCGGACGGGAAGAGGCCCCCGGGCAACGGGACGGCGCAGGGGCCCAGCGUCAGCCAUGAGGUGCUGCUGAAGAGGCUCAGCUCGCUGGAGGAUGUGGUGUACAGGCAGUUAAACGGUCUGUCCAAAUCUCUGGGCCUGAUCGAGGGCUUCGGGGGUCGGGGUAAAGGCGGCCUCCCUGCCACGCUGUCGCCAGCUGAGGAGAGCGAUGCUAAAUACCUGAGGGAGAAGUACGGCUACAACGCCUACCUCAGUGACAGAAUCUCUCUGGAUCGGACCAUACCAGACCACCGGCCCAACAAAUGCAGAAAGGUCAGCUACCCGAGAGAUCUCCCCAAGGUCUCCCUCAUCUUCAUCUUCGUCAACGAGGCUCUGUCGGUGAUCCUGCGCUCAGUCCACUCAGCUGUCAAUCACACUCCGGCUCACUUGCUUAAAGAAAUCAUCCUGGUGGACGACAACAGCGAUGACGAGCAGCUGAAAGGACCACUGGAGGAGUACGUGAACAAACGCUACCCCGGCCUGGUGAAGAUUGUCAGGAACCAGAAGAGAGAGGGACUGAUCCGAGCCAGGAUUGAGGGCUGGAAGGUGGCCACCGCCGAGGUGACGGGAUUCUUUGACGCCCAUGUGGAGUUCACCCCAUCCUGGGCCGAGCCGGUUCUGGCCAGAAUAAAAGAGGACCACAAGAGGAUUAUUCUGCCUUCCAUCGAUAACAUCAAGCAUGACACGUUCGAGGUGGAGCGCUACGAGAACUCAGGCCACGGCUACAACUGGGAGCUGUGGUGCAUGUACAUCAACCCGCCCAAACAGUGGUGGGACGAUGGGGACAUAUCUGCUCCAAUCAGGACUCCCGCCAUGAUUGGCUGCUCCUUCGUGGCCAACCGUGACUACUUUGGCGAGCUCGGCCUGCUCGACUCAGGCAUGGACGUCUAUGGAGGGGAGAACAUUGAAUUGGGCAUCAGGGUGUGGCUAUGUGGAGGCAGUAUGGAGGUGCUGCCAUGUUCCAGGGUGGCUCACAUCGCACGGAUGAAGAAACCCUACCAUAGUAACAUAGCUUUCCACACACGACGUAACGCUCUACGCGUGGCUGAGGUCUGGAUGGAUGAGUACAAGUCCAACGUUUAUCUGGCCUGGAACAUCCCUGUGGAGAACCACGGUAUUGAUUACGGUGACAUCUCUCAGAGGGUUGCGCUGAGGAAGAGUCUGCAGUGUAAGAGCUUUGAGUGGUACCUCGACAAUGUUUACCCAGAGAUGAGGAGGUAUAACAACACACUGUUCUACGGCGAGAUUCGUAACUCUAAAGCGAGCCACCUGUGUAUGGAUCAGGGUAUGAAGGAGAACCACACGGCCACCCUGCACCCCUGCCAUGGCUGGGGUCCUCAGUUAGGACGUUAUAGCAAAGAGGGUCAGCUAUUCCUGGGCCCUCUGGGCAGCACUGGGGAGGACACUCGCUGUGUGGUGGACGAUCAGAUCAGCACCUUUCCUCAGCUCCUCAACUGUGACAAGAUUACAAACGUUAAGCAAAAGACAUGGCAUUUCUCUCAGAAUGAAUCGAUCAUAAACAGAGCCACGGGCCGCUGCCUGGAGGUGGUGCCGGCUAACGUUUACUUCGGCCACCUGCUGGUCCUGCAGCCCUGCUCCGGGCAAAGGUGGACCAUCAAGAACACCAUGAAGCAGUAGGUCGACUGGGACCAGUGACACCAGAGGCCAUUUUCGGGAGCUGUCAGGUCCCUGUCGGCUGAGGGACAACUGAUGAGGCAGAGGCUCCUCGUCUUCUCGAGAAAAUACGGAGAUGGUUUCAAAGAGAUAUGAGCAGUGAACAUCUCAGUGAUACAAGUUUGGUGAAAUUUCUCUCUUUUUUUCUUUUACAAAGUGGACAUUCAUAAUGAUGAAAGUUUAGCAUGAGGACUGUUUCUCUAUCCAUCUGAAUUUGACAAACUUUCAAUGUGACAUUGCCAUAAUUUCUGUGCCACUUCUCUUCGAUGUUUUUAGGUCUAAGGAUGAAGAUGUGAUCAGCCAAAACUGUGUUCUGUCUUAUGUGGGGCAAAAAAUAACGUUUCUAUCUUCAACCUCAAAACAUGUCUGCGUUAUCUCAUUCUGUAUCAUUUUCAGUAAUAUGCACUGAUCAGAAUUCAUCGGUAGUGUGUAAUAGGCUUCAUUAGGGGUUGUCGACUUUUUUUUUAGGCGUUCCUACUUAUGACAGGCAUACAUUUGAGUUAAACAUGAAUGCCUACAAGUGGGUUUUUAUUUUCUUCUUACAGAAGCCUAGACCAUGUAAAUAUCUAUAAUUUGAAGAAAAAGGCAUUAACAAUAAAUAUUACUUGAUGUAUCCGAGCCAAUUUGGAAUUACUGUAAAUCAUCUCCAAAAUCACAUUGUCGAGGGCUACAUGGUUUUAUAUGGCGUGGAUGCAUUUGUCCUUUUUAUUGUCAUUUUGACUGAAAGCAUUCAAUAGCACCAAAUGCAGUACAUCUUGUAGCAUGAUUGUAAGUACUGUAUGCACAUGGGGACGAGGCUUAGUUGAGCUGAGCCAAUUUAUUCUGUUACCUGCUGAGUGCCAUAACUACUGCAGAAGGCCAAAACUACUAAGCUGCAGCCUGAAGCACUUUUUGGGAUACAGAGAUGGAGCUGCAGCUAAUGAGAGAAAGAUUGAAUCAGGAAUGGAAAAGUGCACAAGUGUGUCAAAUGUGGAAAUGCUGGAGGCCUUUGAGGCUGGUAUUAUUAAUGUAUUGAGAUGUGUAUAAUGUCAUGUAUUCAAUUAAUUUAAUGUUAUCGGUUGGAU